GACCUUCAGGUUCACCAUUUGUUGGUAAAAGAAACGGAUGCGAUUGGUCCGCUAUAUUCCGAGCGAUUGGUCCGCUAUAUUCCGAACGAUAGCUCCAAACAGGGCAGGUGUGGGUAGGCGAUCCAUCAGGCUCAUUAAGAGUGUGACGCCUGCCUGAAUGAUGACUGGCGUCGAACAGCCUAGUUUCUUACUUCUAUAUUUCCUAUUCUCAUAUUCUGCUCUGCCACCGUAUUACCUUGUCUUGGCCCAAACUUCCCUCAUAACACGAUGGCCGUCUCCAAAGCAUCAUCCACCAAAGCGGGCAACCCAGAGCUUCAGAUCUCCCUCCUGAAACCCGAAGAAGCAAAACAGUACAUGCGAGUCCGACACGAGGUUUUCCGGGACACCGUAAACAAAAUCCUCUACUCGCGCGGCGAGCCCUCAGCAACAACACUCGCACGCGUGACCGAAGAGAUCCGAGACGGCGUAGUAAACAAAGGCAUAUUGUAUCUGAAGUGUGUGGACGUCAAGACCGGCGAGAUUGUCGCAGGCGCGAGAUGGCGGUGUGUCAAGCCCAAGGACCCAAACGCAACCGAGCGGACGUGGGAAGAGGUGAAUCAGGACAUGGGGAAGAGCGAGCCCUACGAAGAGAGUGAUCCUGAGCUCUUCCACGCACUGCACGAUCUAUUCAACGAGAGUAGGCGCGAAAUCCUGGGGAUGAGAAGUCACUUCGUCCUCGACACACUCGUCACAUUGCCUCAGCAUGAAAGGCGGGGAGCUGGAAGCAUGCUGGUGAGAUGGGGGACCGAGCGGGCGGACGAGGCAGGCUUCGAAGCGUAUCUCGAGGCGUCACCCAUGGGCGCGCCAAUGUAUGCAAGACAUGGUUUUGAGCCGCAGAAGAAGGUCGAGCUGGACUUGACGAAGUAUGGAGGCGACGAAGUCUUGAAAUUCAUCCUGAUGAAGAGACCUGCCAGUGCUAAAGUCGCUACUCCCUGAACUGUGUAUUAGAUCAAUGAUUUCAAUCGCGUGCGAACAGCACCUGCAUCAAGCUUCUGGGGUUAAGCUGGAAGAGAUCAACGUUCCCGCAUUGCCACUACCCACGUAUUACGAUACACUGCUAUAGCAGCAGUUCUCACCCUGCGCCCUAGAAGCCGAAACAUUAAUACAUGGCGUGUGGAGUAAUAACUGGGCGGUACAUUGUAAAUUUCUCGAGACACGCAUGAUGUCGCCGAACGAUCGGUGACGGGGUUUGCUGCCGGUAGCUCUCGAUCUACACGCUUCUAGGAAAUAACUACCAGUGUUGCUUCCU
This is a messenger RNA of Didymella exigua CBS 183.55, 1288 nucleotides long. RefSeq lists its product as uncharacterized. The transcript has 2 exons. Gene Ontology annotation, molecular function: acyltransferase activity, transferring groups other than amino-acyl groups. Bases 268 to 975 code for a protein of 235 amino acids. NCBI's taxonomy places the organism in Eukaryota, Fungi, Ascomycota, Dothideomycetes, Pleosporales, Didymellaceae. The record is from RefSeq and is a predicted model, not a curated record.